AAUUACUAAAAAUGUAUUUUGCCUUGGCUCUCUAGUUAAUAAAAUUUGCACCGUGAAAGAUGUAUACAGCAUGGCCAGCUUUAUAUUACGCUGAUGAUUGUCCAACAAGAUCCUACAGAUCAUAGACCGAUAGGGAAAGGUAAGCGAUGUUAAUUACACUUGAUAUGCGAUUGAAUUAAUAUAAUCAUCAUGCAUGUUAUGUUUCGGUAUAAACGAAACAUAGAAGACAUGUUUGUCUGCUCUUGUGGCCCAAAAUAAACAGCUUCUAUAGAUCAUUCAUGAAUAGCAGGACAAGUCUUACGGCAACAAAAGUAAAUAUUUUAAAAAUAUUGACACUACAAAGCACGAAGUACAUGGUUGAAUGAUUUUGAUACAGUUAGCGACUAUUUUGUCGUGGCUCUUAGUCAACUUAGGCAAUACAAUUUUUACCGUAAAAAAAUAUACACGAGUGGCAAGGAUCUGGACGUACCUACAAGGCAACCUUGUCAAUUACCGCAAAUGAAACUGUUAACUCAAUUUACCCACAUGAUCCAAAAUAAUAGGCUUUGUCCGUGCAAUAAUAUAUGCAGAAAGAUUCAAACAAGACAACAAGCUUAGAGCUACAAAUAUUGCUUUACUAUUUACAAGUUGCUGUAGUUGAAGCAAAGAGAUAAACCUUGGUUAGACAAAGUAGACACCAAAUGUGGUGGGACUAAAAGCAACCGUUAACUAAAUUUGUAAUGCUUCAUGUAAGAUCCAAAACAGUUUUUGAGCGAAUUAUCAAGGCAUAUAAUCGUAAAAGUUAGUCAUAACCCAGACCUAUACCUAAACCCCCCCCCCCCAGUUUUAAUCCUAGUUUUAAUUAACUACUUUAAAUUAUACCUCAAACUAUUAUUUGUUCCUUUACACGAAGUAGUGACUACUAAAUUUAUUAAAGUUAGUAUUUCACAGCUCGGGAAAAAUUUUAUUUAACGCAUUACCAUGCAUCGACGAUUAUACAUGCGACUCAAAUCUUGAUCGACCCUUCAUAACGGGAUAGUAUUCUAGGAAUUUAUCCCAGAGAUGAACAAGUACUGUUAUUAGCUGUCGAAUUUCUAAAUGGAGCGAGUGGUAAUUUUUUUUUGUUCAGCAGAGAGAAAGAGAAUAUACUAUCAUUUCGAAUCAAAUUACUGGGGUCAACGGAUCCGGCCUUCUAUUAGCUAGGUGGCUCAAUGCAACGGUGCAUGAACAUUACUCAAAUAAUCAAAGUGCAUGCAUAUAUUAUACACUGGAAUGAAAACUAGUUUGAACAGGAAACGCAGGGAUAAUUUAGCACUAGUUUUGGUUUUGAUAGUGUCUGCAUCUUCCGAUCUAAAAUUUCCAUGCAAACUCCCUGCAUGGUUAAUAAAAAUUUCCUCAGCGCGCUAUUGUGUAUAAAUUAUACUCUGCAUGCGUAUGAACGGGUUUUGUUCAUAUUCGGAAAGAUCAGGCCUAGGCUUUUAGCUGUUGAAUGAUAUGUUCUUCAUGCCAAAUAUGGAUAAAAAGGAGCAAAUAUGAAUCCGAUAUAAAAAAUGUUAGUCAGAAUCACUAUAUUUUUACCGUUGAGAGUUGGGUCUAAAAACCAUUGAAAAUUAACACCCUUUGGGCCUUAUCUGUUGAUGAAAAUUCACUUCGAAUAAACUACGCACAUAUACUCAUAAUUAUUAUUAAGUAGGGAUAAUUUUUAGCUAAGCUACGAGAAGUUCGUGAUUAAUUGCUUUUUCAUUUUUUAUGCACUGCUUUAAUUAGGCACAGAGGUGAAAACAUGCGAUUCUGACUAACCUAUACUUAUUGGACUCGUACCUGCUUAUUUAUUCUCCACUUGGCAUGAAAAACAUGGCAUUCAAUAGCUUAAAGCCUGAUCUUUCCGAAUAUGAAAAGAAUUUGUUCAUACGCCGAGUAAUUCACGUACAAUAGCGCGCUGAAGUUCAAUUACCUUUUAUUAAACACCGGCCCUAUACUAGCUACGAUAGUAAUUAAAAAUAGGUACGCAGUGCGUACAUGUUGCAUGCCCUCUCCUCCGCAGAGGCUUUAGUUGCCUUUCCUUUCCUUUCCUUCGCCCUUUUCCGCCCGCGCUCCUUCGCCCAGUGGCUCCGCCCGUGUUCCGCUAUGUCUUUUGAAAUGCGUUCAGUCAACCUGAUCAGUUGCGUUUGAUUGCUUGUAUUUCAAAAGAGAAGUGAUCGCAAAAUGUCGAUCGCGCGACAUUUUGCACUGAAUUGAAAUCCGCCUUUAUGGUCCGCAAGCGCUUAUAAAUUUUGGUACAACUGGCCUGGAACUUAACAUAUUGAUUCAAUAAGUUUAAUAUCAAUAUAUUUAUUGAAAAAAAGCUAUUAUGUCAAAAUAACAAAACAUUUUCAAACUUUUCGCGACUGUUCAUCUGUAGUUGCAAGGGACGGUAAUAACAAGGUCAACAGGUCAAGGUUCAUCACUGAUUGACUAUUCGAAGUAAACAAUGUUUAUAUUUUCCUACAAAUUUAGCUUUAUUGUGGCUUACUGAAAGUAGAAACCCGUGGAAACCGUGAAUUACUAUAAUAGAUUGAAAAUAAUUAUUAAACUAUGAUCUCGACUAUGAUAUUGAAAUUAUCGAAGUAGAAUGCUAUUUCGUUGUAUUAAAUUUCAGUAGACAAUUAAUUGUAUUACAAAAAUGAACGCUUUAACAUGUGUUAUAAAACACACAUUUUACAUAUAUUAUAAAAGUUAACAAUUUAAAUUAUAUUAGAAAAAUAUGUCUGAUAUAUCUAUUUUACAAAAUCGGAUUGUGCUAUGACAAUAUAUUACAGCAACGCUAUAUUAUUUUCUAUAUUGCAAUUAAAUACAUCCUAUAAUACAUAUUAUUAUAUACUAUCCGGGGCCCCCAUUUAUAGAAAAUCAUAAAUAAAAAAACUUAAUAUUCUUAACUAAAAUCUUAAUUUAUCAACUUAGCAUUUAGGUUUAAAAAGCAUGUUUCGUAAUCAUAUUAUGGCAUAUUUUUUUCAUUUUUAGCGCGCAGCAUUUUUACAUAUUAAUUUCGCGAUAUUAUUACAGUCCGCCAUAUUGUUUUAAACCGCCGUAUUGUUUUAAGCCGCCAUAUUGUUUUAAGCCGCCAUAUUGUUUUAAACCGCCAUAUUGUUUCCGCUUAAAUAGCGGCAUUAUAUUGUUUCUAAUCGCAGGGACCCCUCCUAUUUUAUUGCUACUAUUAUAAAUGUCCACUAACCUUGCGACGUCUUUCUCUAGUAAUGUAACUAAGCAAUCGUACCAAUUUAUGUAAUAUAGCACAUUUUCCCAAGAUAUCCAUCAUGGUGUUGCACAUUUUCCCAAGAUAUCCACCAUUAUUGUAUACACAAGGUCUGGAUGUAAGGUAUUCUGCAAUCUGAUUGGUUCUCUACUAGCUCAUAUCCUGCUAGUAGCGAAAAACAAAAUGGCGGCUGAAACUGAAUUUCCGACGUUUGCGAAUGAGAAAACGGCAAGCUAAGUUGUUCGUUUUUUAUAGCCUUUAUAGGAUUAAAAACACAAUGAAAAAACUCCCACAAAUUGUUUACAGGUUAGCAAAUGAAUUGCUAAAAUUUAAAUUGGUUAAAAAUAUAUAUUUUGAAAAAAAUAAUCAGCCGAAAGAGAGUAGAUAAAAAACAUAAAAAUAGAAAAAUAUUGAAAAUAUCCGAAAAGCAAAGUCUGUGAAUUCAGACCUUGUGUAUAUAAUAAAACAGUUAUUCCACUCACUCUCGUCGAAUAUGAGCGAUAGCCGCUUCGGCGCUACGCGCCUCAUCGGCUAUCAGCUCAUAUUCGACUCGAGUUCGUGGAAAUAACUGUUAAUUAUUCGUCAACGAUGUGGUAAGGUGGGGUGAUUUCACAUUCGGUGCCGAAAAAUGUUUGGGGUCCGAUCCUUAUGGGGGGCUUAGAGCGUGGAUUUCACGCUUAAUGACUUACCUAAGCUAGUCGAGUUUAUCACUAGCUCAUUGUGGUCUUUAAUUCAAUCAGUAGUGUUAGAGCAAUUUUAUUGACCCUUCUAGCUGCCAAAUACACCAAAAGUAGCAACUGAAACGCACACAUGCACGGGAGUGAAUCUUAGUGGUUUUGUCAAUAAACUGUACAGUCCAUUUGAAAGCUUAAGCGUACAGCAAAAGCAAUUACUGCCGUUAUAGAAACAGCACGGCUGAAAUAAUAUUGCGAUCAUAGUAAGAUGUCAUCCUCAUAGAAAUGACGUCUUAACAAACUGCAGUCUGUUUUUACGGUUUAAGCGUAUAGCAAAGCACCAGCUGUCCUUCGUGGAAACAGCAAUGAAUAACCUUGCAGCAAUAGAUGCCUGCCUUAUAAAAAUGGCAUCUAAUUAACAAACUGCAGUUCUUUUUUUCGAAGGCUUAAGCAUAUAGCAAAAGCAAUAAAUGCAUGGCAUACGGAAAUGUGAUCUCAACAAGCUGUAUGUAUAUAGUCUUUGUUUUCGUUUAUGGCUUAAACGUAUAGCAAAAGCAUGUGCUGCACUUUGUAGAAGCAGCACAGUUGCAAAAUACCAAGUAGGAGAUGUCAUCCAAUCCCUGUAGAGAUGACCCUAUCUUAACGUCCAACUGUACAGUCUAUUUUAUUAGCUAAAACAUAUAAUAAUAGCAAUUAUAUAGCUGUCCUAUAUAGGUCGAAAAAUACCAAGUACAGUUGGUGCCAUUCUUAUAGACAUGGCAUGUAGUAUAAUAAACUGUACUUUGUAUUCAUUAGCAAGCUUCCCUGUAAAGAAACAUGCAGCGUUAAAAUAUUUUGUAAGUUGAAAAAUAACUGAAUACUUUUUAGGCUAGAGCAUAUAGCAAUAGCAAGCUGCCCUUUAUAGAAACAGCUGUGAAAUAACAUCACAACUUUAUUAGAUAUCCCACGAUACCUGCAACACUUCCAGCCAUUCGACACGACAAACAGUACACCCAAAAAGUGGCACCUUUCUUUUUACACAUACUCAUGCUGAAUGACUAGAAGUCUCGCAGAGACCUUGGAAAAAUAAUAAAGUCGCAAUGCCACUGCCCAGGUAUGCGAUCAUGCUUGCCACAUGCACGCAAUGCGUACCUAUUUUAUACAUACAAAGAUUUAUACUCCAGAGCCAUUUUUGUUUUGAGCAUAUGGUUGCUUGUUGUGGUGUUAAAUUUGAGAAUUUCAAAUGUAAAUAUCAUUAAAUGUAGUUCGCAAGACAUGCAGUUGAGUGGGGCUCUCUCAACUCCUUCCGGUCCAGUUUUAUGUGCCACGAGUCAUGAUAUACAUGGACAUAAAAUAGAAAAUACGGGCAAUAAAAAAGAAAGUGCAGGUUUAAAAACGCUCUAAUGCCUACCACAGUGUAGGUGUAUAUUGGGUUUUCCAGCGACGCACAUUGCAAUUAUCAUCUUCAUCCAUUCAACGUAAAAGUUAAAUUAGAAAAAAUAUAUCAACACAAUAACAUUAAUCAUAUAGCACAAAAGAAACGAGUAAUAAGUCUAGCUGGGGUUUUAUAGACGUCGUUCAAGCUCUGUUGAUGACGGCAAGAUGUAUAUUUGCACGCAUCCUGCAUAUUUUCACGUUUCAAGCUGUGACAGGUUGUUUUUUCUAGUUGAUCAAGAUUGCUAUGAAAGUUAAAACUCUGUUUUACUCGUUCGAAACUGUAUUCAUUUUAUACCAAAGUAAAUACAAGACGAGAUUUCCAUACAAUCAUGCAGUUGUUUGAAACAGAUUGUUCAGCCGUCCUCUUGACGACGUCGCGGUCUUACAGUACAUUCGCAAACUCCUUAUUUUCAACAUAGGCGGUGGCAGCAGAGCGGCAAAGGGGCUAUAUAACCCCUUCACUAACCUAGAAUGGAUGAGUGUAACUGCAAGGUAUAACCCUCUAACUUUUGAGGAAGAGGGUCUAACCCUCUUCCCCAAAAGUGUGAGAAAUCAAUAUAAAAAGGUGUCGGAUUCUUCACUACCCGAAACUGUGAUAUCAACCAAACGAAAGAUCUUGUACGUCAUUAAUCUCCCCCAGGGCGCAGGGAAUGCCAUUUGGUGGCUCGAGAUAUCAAACAUUUUCGGGGCAGUGUGCCCCAGACAGACACCCCUUAGGUUAAAUAUCCGCUGUCGCCUAUGAUUUGUGAAAUAUAUAAAGAAACAUAAAGUUAAAUUUUAAUUGCCUUAAACGGGCAUACGUUGUUUUCCAAUAACUCAGGUGAAUGAAGCAUUCAUUUCUGGUGUGUUGAUAACGUUUCUAAUUCCUCUGACGUACAAGACUUCAGCUCUGAGCAAGGCGGCGAUCUUUAAGCGUUAGUCAGAUCAUCACAAUUGCUCUAUGUCUUUUGGUAGGAACUGUAAGACCCGCGUUUUAUCUGUUUCUUGUUGCAUUUGAAAUGGUUGGCGAGAUUCAUGCAGGAAAGUGACUUUGCAUGACAUAGUCCCAACGACAAGAUUAAGAAUUCAACAUUACUUCUUUUCACUAAAACAACAAAUUUUAAAAUAAAUUUAGCUGCAAAAAACUAGAAUGUACUUUAUCAAAAGGUUUCUGUACUAAUUUAAGCUCCAGACAACGAAAUCAAGAUUCAAUUCACGAUCAGUGUAUAUGUAUAAGAUGCAUGAAAGUCGAAGACGACACCACGCCUUCAAAGGCAAGGCGACUUGCGUUCGUCACUAGCUUUUGACAAGUACUUUUACUCCCUUGAGUACGAGCAUUUUAGAGUAGGAUAAAACCUUAGAAUAGAAAAUACAUACCUUACUUUAGUCUUUGGCUCGCCUCCUGAAGUCCCCGGGACUUCGGCAUUUCUUGUUUAAUUUGGCUCUUAUUUGGCGUCUCGUGCUUAUAAUAAUAAGUAAACUUUAGAUUAUUAUCGCUAUUUUUAUCAGUCUAACUUACCUAUUUUUACCUGUAAAUAUAGAACAGAUUGAAUACCUAUGUUCUUAUACCCUGUAAUUCCAAAGUAAUUCAGUUGUUACUGCUAGUUUGGAAAUUUAUAAUAAUAAUAAUAAUAAUAAAACUUCGGGCAAGAUAGCGAUUUUUCUUGACUUGCCGUGGAGAAUUCAAGUAAUUUCCUCUUUUUACUAAAAACAACAAAUUGUAAAACAGUUUUAGCUUUAAAACACCCUGAAUACUUUAUAGCAACAUUUCUCAACUCAUUUAAAGUAAAGAUAAGAAAAGUCUAGCCUAAAUUCAACGUCUCAAUACAUUGCCGAACAUGCAGUAGGAAAGUCACUCGCUGAAAUAUGAACAUUUUACGUAAAACACAAUUGUACAUACCUAAGCCUUAGCCGGCUAAGCUAGUAUUUAUAAGGCUGCACUCGAGACGGAGACGUCAACGUUCCCUUGUUUUUAAUUUACUUUCGCUUCAAAUGUUCGGGCAAGACAGCGAGAGUUUGCUUGUCUUGCAUGGCCAUUGAAGACGGGUUGAGAAUUCGAUUCAACAAUUAAAUUUCUUGCUGUUCUCCACUCUAAAACGACAAAUUUUAAAAGCAAAAAUAGCCACAAAUCACCUUGAGUACUUUAGCGACGAAUAUUUCGCUACUAUUUUAAACGAAAGAUUAUGAAAAGCAAGGCUUAAUUCAGCAUCUUCGUGCCAAUACAAGACGAAAGUCGAAGACGCCGUCAAUUUCUGCAAAUAAUUUUGAACACUUUACUCGUCCAAAUAUGAAUAUUUCACAUAAAGUAGUUAAAGUAGAUAGAACAUACCUUAGUACCGUCUUUGACUUUCAAUUUGCGCUUCUUCGAGAUUUUUCAGCAUCGUAUUUGGAUCUUGUAUGUACUAAAUUGCAUGAGGCAAUGGGCGAAAUAUAUCUGGUUUAAACUUUAAACCGCCCUAAAUUUGAAUAUAAUUUGCAUGUGAAUUUGGUCCGGAAUGCAAUUAGCAUUGAAAUCAGGUUUCUGAUUGGUGGCAAUUCAUAAACGUGUCUCUCUGUUUGGUCAAACCUCUGGGGCCGGUUGUUAAAAAUCCGAUUAGCUUAACCCUAGGUUAACUUAAAAUUCAAAGCAAACUUCCUCACAGCUUGUUUAUAAAUUUGGAAAUAUUUCUUCACAAAUCAUGUCUGGAUCAAUAGAAGUUUUCUUUUCUGAUAUUUUGAAAUAAAUGGACAUCAGAAAUAUGCAAACUAAAACAGUGGGUUAAAUUUUAAACCCUGGGUUAGCACUAAUCCACCUUUGAACAAUCGGCCCAAGUUGUUUAGAUUGGUUUAAAUCCCUGUGUGGAAAUAAGUCUUUUGAGCGACACAGAAUGACAUUCAGAAUACACAUUUUUUAAUUUGGUCUUCAUGGAGUCUCGUUCUCAUUAGUAAAUUACUCAAGGUGAUUGGCUAACGAUUCAUGAGAGCGAGGCUCCGAGGUCAAAUGACGUAAUUAUCGAAAGGGUGUAUUUAUACAUUUCGUAUGCAGCAUGUUAUUACUCAUUGCUUAAUAAAGCGCUACUAAGGCCAUCAUGAACCGAUAAUCGCUUAUAAAAUAGCAGCUUCCAAGGCCCACCUUGAUCUGCAAAUAAAAUGGAACCAAAGAGACAGUAGUGUAGACGUGUAAUCAGUGAUUAGGGAAGUUAUACAUGAAAAUUAGUUGCUCGGAAUAAAAUUCACUUGCCAUCAAGGCAUCAUAUAUAUUUUUAUCCUUACAAAUGAGCAAAAUUUGAAGCAAAGAUUGCAGUAAGGAUUGAUUAAUCAACAUUCUAAUCUUCGGUUUUCCUUAAUUAACAAAGUCACUUGAAGACUUAAUUAUGCAGAAGUGUUGAAUCCAGCUGAUUAAUUACUAGAGGCCGCUUUCAUAGAUAUCUUAUAUACACUAGAUAGUGCAUCUAAUUAUUCUGAAGUUCAAAAAUUGAAGCCGUGAUUGCAGUCUCAGGUCGUUCCCAUGAAAUUAGAAGAUUCGUAUGUUUUCUAUUUCUUAAACAGGGAACUUAAACAUUAAGUUAACCCUAUUCCAAAUUCGUUUUUAAAAUAUUCAAAUGAUGAAAAUUAUUGUUGUUUUUAAGCGUUCAUUAGCAAGUGCGAACGACCAACAUGGCCGCCAUCUAUUCAAAUGGGAGGUAACCGCUGGAAUAUUGUUGGCUUCAAUUUUACUAAAAGAGAUGCGCUAUCUAGUGUAUAUAAGAUAUCUAUAUGGCCGCUUUACACUACACAAUUUUUGGGCCCAGAAUUGUCGCAUGCAACCUCCUUAAAACGUGAGUUGUACUGUGUAAAUCAAGCAUACAACUAAUCUACGUUAUCGUAAGUGAGUUAUGCAUGCUUGAUUUACACAGUACAACUCAAGCUGGAAACAGGUUGCAUGCGACAGUUCUAUGCAAACGUUGUUUAGUGUAAAUUGGCCUAGUAAUAUAGAAUUAAAAACAGAAUUCAUAAACAAGCAAAAAAUUUUGUGUAUAGCUUUCAAUUUCUGGAAAACAACAUUAAAACAACUUGCCCAAUGAUCAGGCAACCAAGAAGCACUGGCAUUGCCGUUAUCUCUGUGACAAUUAAGGCUUUGAUUCCUGCAAUACACAUGCAGUUGUCUGAAUAUAAUUUUUUUUUCUCAGUGGUAUGUGCGAAGAGUGCUUCCAGCUUGACUCUAUCAAAACAUCACUGAGUUUCCCCUCCAAACUUCUGCCCAAAUUUUUCAAUAAGCAUGGACCACAGUGAACAUAUUUUACUAAAAUGGGGGUGGGGGGGGGGGAGUGAAUAGGUUUUCGGAUCGUCGGAUUCCGCCCAAGAAAUUGUUCGGAUUUUGGAUUUGGUGAAUAUUUUACCCGGAUUUGCGGGUCUUAUUACAGUACAGCGGAUUGCGGAUUUAUCUAGUAUUUUGGCUCGGUUUGUGGUUUUUGCUUGUAAUUUAGUUCGGAUCCUGGAUUGUAACUUCAUAGUAGAGCUUUUAGCGGAUCAAAAUUUAGACAAAACCAUUGUCGGGUCGGCGGAUUUUGCUUCAAAUUUGGGCGGAUCGGCGGAUUUGUAUGCGCCUAUUCACCCACGCCCCCCUUCACAAUAAAUAAAUUGUCUUGUUUCGCUCGCUACUCUGGUUUAAAUAAAUUAUUACAAAGCCCAGUCGAAUUGAAAUUGUAAUAAAGACCCAACGUUUCAAUUCGAUUCGUUUCAAUUCGUUACAAUUCGACUGGGCUUUGUAAUAAUUUACUUAAAUACCUGGUUAAAUUGGAGUGAACGAACAAACUUUAAAUAAAUUGUCUAUAUUGAAUUAUUCGUUGGCAAGAUAUUCCAGUAACUGAAUAUUUAUGGUAUUUGGAUCACUCUAAGAAUAAAAGUAAUAUGUCUUUAUAGUAAAAAACCUUAUUUUGAUAAAUUCUUUCACUGUCAAUACAAUUUGUGUGUAUGUCGUUUUAUCAUUAACGUAUUUUCUCACACUGAAAACUCCUUAAGCCAUGGUCAAACGAGAAUGAAAUUGAUCAGUCAAACCAGAAAAAACUCUUAUCAGCUAUCAGAGGCACUAUUGGAUAAUAAAAAGGGCACCCAAAAAGGACACUUAUCAUCACAAAAAGAGCACUUCUGGUCCUUUGAAAAUAUUGUGGGGGGGGGCAGAGGGGCACGUGCCCCUGUACCCCACUUGGUUCCUACGCACUCUCAUCAAAAUUUAAACCAGCUCAAAGUUGGUGAGAGUGCAUGAGAGUCGAUGACAACGGUGGUCACAGGAGCCGGAUGUUCGAAAGCAGAUUAGCGUAAUCCUUGUUUAUAGAUUUGAAAAUAUUUCUUCAGAAAUAUUGGUUUGAAAUAAACAGGCGUGCAGAAAUAUAUAAACUAAAACAACGGGUUAAAUUUUAACCGGCGAGCCCUAAUCCUGCUUUCAACAACCGGACACAAAUCUGCUAUAAAAUUUGCAUACAUUAUGACGGCAUAGCAUAGUAAUAUUUUCCAGCUGAUUCUGACAUUCCAUUUCUUUACAACCCUUUCGCUUGCUUCUUAAACUUCAGCUAAAUCAGGUUCACUUUCUUCAACAAAUAUUCGUGCAAAAUUCGCCAGUGUUUCCGGAACACGAGGAAGCUUCCACAGAGGAUUGCAGGCUCAGGGUUCGAGAUUGGGGGUUAGAGCUGUGUGAAAAAUGCUGAUGUCAGCGGGACUAUAACUGUGACUAUUCUACUGCUAAUGCAUUGAAAUGUUCGUAACUUCAAAACUGUUCAUGCUAGCUGAGUGAAACUUUUAGCAUGUCUUACAGUCGUGCCAAUAGAAGCGUUCCGAAAGAUGUUGAUCAAUUCAUUUCCUAACUUCGAGGAAUUCCUCUGAACAGUUCCUCAACAAUUUGAUAAGUUCCUUAAAAAGUUCCCAACUUCCCGUUUCAUUGACCAAUCAGAUUUUGUAUUUUAUUUUUGAGCAAUCUGAUUGGUCAAUGAAACAGGAAGUUAGGAACUUUUUAAGGAACUUAUCAAAUUGUUGAGGAAUUGUUCAGAGGAAUUGCUCGAAGUUAGGAAAUGAAUUGAUCAACAUUUUUCGGAACGCUUCUAUUGGCACGACUGUUAGCAUUAACUAAUGUAUUGAAUGUCGCAUAAUAUUCUAGUAUUGAUUUGAUUGCGUCAUAACAGGUAAAUCUUUAUUAAGCAUUGACAGCAGAAAGUUAUCAUUAGCACGCACAAGUUUAUAUUACAGGUAAACUACGUCAAGCGUUCCUCUUUUGAGUUUCUAAAUUGAUUGCAAUUUUCCUCAUUACCUUUGCAAUUUAAUUUAAAAAACGCCCUUCUUGUUCCUUAACUUCCUGUUACAAGUUCCUAACUUCCUGUUCCGUUCUGUGCGUUGUAAUUGGCUAACAAAAAUAAUACACCAAUGGCAACGCUCAGAACAGAAGAGGAAGUCAGGAAAUUAAAACAGGAAGUUAGGAAAAUUUAAAAUGAAGAUUUUUGCAAUGGAAUAUUGCAACAGCCGAUAGGAACAUUGUAAAUUCCAUCAAGGGUUUGCAAAGAGUUUUUCGCAAAUUUGCAAAGCUAAUGAGGAAAAUUCCAAAUGAGUUAGGAAGUCAAAAGAAGAACGCUUCGCGUAGUUUACCUGUAAUUCUUCUCAUAAACUCGUAUAUCGUUUUGCGCUACCUACUAUAUACUUAUCUAAAAUUCCUGUGCAUACAUUGCGAGUAUGUUUGAAAUGUCGCAAACUAUCAAACUCGCAUGUAUAUUGGUGUCAGGUUAUAGAACGCUAUGGCAGGCUAAAUGCUUGCGUUCUGGUUCUUUUGAACAAUUGACAUUUUAUUUGUAUAUUUCCGUAGCUUGACACAGUUUCGUUAUUAGUUAGUUAAUUAUUACAUACGCUAUUAAUAGAACUUAGUUACCGCACUCCAUUGUAACUUGAAACGGACAGUCGAGAUAGUAGUAGUUAUAGACAGAUAAACAAACACGUUGGAAAGCGAGUGAACGAAAAUGAUUUUAAGCAACGUUCGAGUGUGAGAUCGACCCGUCAGGUACUGUUUUGUAGUUGUAUAGUUGAACAGUCUAUAGUUUUAUUUGACGUUAACUUUAUUACAGUUUUAAGCCUCAAUCUUUUCUUAUAUAUUUAUUAGGUUACUCCUUAUUAUUGUAAAAGUAUAAUCGGAAUGUGCUACAUAAAAUCUUUGUAAAUUUGCCGUGAUUUUUAGAAUUAAAAUGUAUUGCAGUUAGUCUUCCCGGCAUGGUUGUAACGGCCGCUGUAACUGUUGAAAUCAACUUUGCCGUUUGCGGUUGGCAGUCUGCCCGCUGCCGUAAACCUCAAUCUUAUGUCUCGACUAUAUACUUCCGCGUGUGAAUAACUACUUUUAGCAGCCAAUGCUUGAUGUCGGCUAACAAAUAUGCAACUAGUCAACUACUAUGAUGCAAUAUAAUUAAUAUUAUAGUGUUGUACGGCAUUGACAAUUUCAGUUAAUGCUUAAGAGUUGCUGGAAGUGUCGUGGAGCUACCUUGUAUGGUUUUGAAGUUACAAACAUUUCAGUUGCAUUAACCAUGCAGUAAAAUGCUCAGACAAUCGGUAACAAAAUAUCCGGUUAGGCUGAGAUUGCAACAUAACCCCUGGCCUCCCCCGAGCACCCGCAGCAACAUUGAAAUGGCGGAUGGGGUUUUUACAUGUUAUUUUUGCAAUUGUUUACAAAAAUAACUUUCCAAUCUAAGCGACCGACCUUUCAAUGUCACUGAUUGUAGUUUAAAACCCAGUAUUUCACAUUCAGUAUUCCGCUUCCACCCCCGACAAUAAGAUGAGUACUAGUUAUAUAUAAAGAUAAUAUAUGUGAAUUCCAAUGUUAGAUAUUCGAUCAUAUAGCUAAUGGAAGAUUCUCAGGAAAGGCAAAAAAAUUAAGCGAUGUAAUCAAUGCUUAAUACAUGAAAAAUCUACAAUAUUUAUUAUUUCGAGAGUUCAUUUUUAUUGAACUAUAGUAUAGACACAAACAAAAGGCAACCAGCUGUGAACAAGCAUAUAUAAAAACUCCUACCUUGCAAUUAAUCAAUAGCUAUCACUAAUGAAUUGAUAACACUGCAAUCUUAUAGUUAUAUGUUUAUACCAGUCAAGCAUGCACAUAGGCAGAGACGUAGCCAGGAUUUUCGAUCAGAGGGGGUCGGCAAAAACCCAGGUGGGGCCAAGCCGCCAGUGACUCGAGACGCAAAGUUCGCGCAAGAAAAAAUUUUGCGGACAACACAACAUUUUAAAUCUCCCCUCCCCGUCGACAUCUUUUUCGGUAAAAUAUUUUUCUGGACAAUAACAUUACAAUUGCUUUCGUAGCACUUUUCCCAAUUUCCGUAUCACUUUUUCCGAUGCUUCACCACGAAGAUUCCGACUAACAUUAGAGAGUUUGAGCAAGAGAACGACGACGACGUAGACCGUGGUUGACAAUUUUUGCCUGUCUUGCACAUUAUCUUACGAAUUCUGAGUUUAGAGUCAGAGGUGAAGACAGAUUAGAGAUUUAAUAUGUCUAGCUCUUUAUGAAUGCUGACCCAAAUCCUUACCCUGAUCAAGACAAAACAGCGAGACAUGAAUCCAUAUCUCGCCUUCGUUCUUCUGCCUUCGUUCACAACGAAAAAUUCGCAAAAAUUUUGGCAAAAUUCGCUGUGAACUUCGUUCUGAACGAAGGCAGAAGGACAAAGACGGGAUAUAGUUUCAUUCUCGCUGUUUUUUUCUGGGUCAGGGCAAGAAUUAGGGUCAGUAUGCAUAAACAGCGACACAUGGGAAGACACGUUGAGCAACCACCAGUGACGUCCAACUCAGUAUGCGCAAGAGAAUGUGCAGACGGCAAAAAUUGGCAAGUACGCCUUCGUUUUCGUUGUCUUGCUCAAACUCUGUAUUGGCAAUUUUCCGACAGGUCCCCCCCCCCCUCCCCUCCGGCCACGGCGCCACUGCCGAGCCCGCAUUAAAAAUUCACUUGUAAAAAACACAGAUUGGUUUAAACUUCAUCUAACCCGCAUUUAAUACAUAUUGAAAUAAUUAGGGUUAGAAAAGGUAUGUGUUUCAAGCUGUGUUCCGCAAAUAAGCGAACAAGUGAUUUUAGGUUUCACACCGAUGCCCAGCAAAGCAUAUAUUCUACAGAAUUUUUGCAUUAUUGACAGCAUGAACCUAUAUAAUCAAGGUUUCCCUUUUUUAUACAAUACAAUUUAUCAGGGCCCCCCAACAUUUUGCCUGGGGGGGCAAAAUUUUGCCAUGGGGGGGGAGGCCCCCCCGGCCCCAGCCCUGGCUACGCCUCUGCACAUAGGAGGGUCUAAAUGGGGGGGGGGGAGGUGUUUCUGAAAAUCAGUAAACAGUAAAAAUGUUGGUAUUUUAACGGUAAUAUUUUGGUAUUUUAACGGUAAAUCUUUGAAAAGUGUUCGGAAACGAUAAACAGUAUUUUUUUCCUCACGCUUCACGGUAAAUUUUUAGUGUUUCCACUACUGACGGUAACCAAAAUUGAGUGAAUCACGACUCACGAUAUACCCCAUCAACACCCUCAUAUAGUUGGUCUAGAUAAGAAAAAUUGCCUGUCCCAAAUGCAUGCAAAAGCGCCAAUAUGCUUCAACUUCUUUACUUUUCAUCCUGUUUCUACAAAAUUUCCCACGAACUUAGAACAUAACAUUCUUACAAAUGUUUUUUGUUUUUGGAAUUGCUACUUUUUGGCGGGUAAGUUACAGUACGUCACAAACUUGGCACCAAAAAAUUAAUUUACUGUUAUUCGUAAUUUUGUGCAAAAAUUUAUGUUAAAUACAAUCAUUCCUUGCGAAGAUAUAAAGACUAAAAUUUCCCCAAAUCCGCCAUUUUCUUCUAUUUUUUUAGUAACAAAAUGGCCGAUUUUUCGACAUUUGUAUCGCUAUAUCUUCGCGAAUUUAAACUAAUAGGGCCUAAUAAUAAUUCGUAUUUAGAAACAGACUUCAGUUUUAAGACUCUCCCUAGGUCGUCUACCGAACAAGUGCAUAAAAUUACCAAAAGCUUACUGCUAAUUUUUUAGCGUCAACUUUGUGACGUCAUUUUCCCGCAAAAAAUGUAGCAAUUCAAAAAAGAAAACACAUACGAUUUGUAAGAAUGACAUGUUCUAUGUCAAUGGGAAAUUUAGUAGAAACAGGAUGAAAGUUAAAGAAGUUGAAGCAUAUUGGCGCUUUUGUAUGCAUUUUUUGACAGGCGUGAAAAGUUAAUGAUGCUCUUUUUUCUUAUAUCUCAUUCUCGUUUCUUUUCCAGUAAAUUUGCGAAUCUCAAGUUCAAGAGAAUGAAAAGUAUUUUGACUCUAAUCUGCAUCCAUCUGUUAGUUGCCAUAGCAACAACAUCCGCAGACAAAGGUUUGUAACUUUUUCGAAGAUGACAUUUUGUCCAUAAAUUCCUGUAGGUUCCUGGCGGGAGGUUUCGAAAAACUAUCCUUUUGAUAAUCGGGUUCGGAAGACGUUCCAUCAAACAUUUGUGCAAUGUGAGAGAUAAGAAAAACAAGAUAGUGGUAACAAAAUCGAGUAGAUUAAAAAGUUUAAUGUUAGUAUAGGCGAUAAAGUGCAAAAGAAAACCUGGAAAAUAAAAAUAUCUUGAAAAGCCCAAUAUAUACUGUGUAGGCCAAAAGCUAAAAGCAAGACAUAAAUUUUAAACGGUUAUAUUUCGAUUCUGUCAUCAGACCAUAAGACCAUCAGAUUUUAAUGUAGGUAAGAGCAUGGUUUAUAUCCACUCUAAAUAUUUUUAAAUUGUUAAAUCGUUAAGGCGUUGUAUUUGUUCAAAACCCUAGUUUCAGUUUACUAUAAUUGGCUGUGGGCGCCAUCUUGUUUUGAUUAGAAAAAUUUGCACUGUGAGUACAUAUACACAUACGCGGCCGUAAUUACAAAGGUGGACGGGGGUGUCCCAAUAAUCCGUACUCCUCAGUAAAUUUUAAAAAUUAUUCGUAUUUUCUUUCUCAAAACAUAUAUAUCCAAAAAAAUACGAUAGAUUAAUAAUCCUAAAUACCAAAAUCCAAUCUUGUACAAAUUUGGAUAACUGGCAAAUUCAAUAUAUUUACAGAAAAGGACUUUCUACAUCUACAUCUAUAUGUGUUAAGUCGGUAAAAUCCUUUCGAAUAACACACCAACUAUUUAUAACUAUACCUAUUCUAAAAAUCUAUAUUUACAACAAUAGUUACUGUUAUUAAAAAGAAUUGCUUAAAUUGUUUCUAAACUGGAGGAGAUUCUCUGAGUUCACAAUUUCUUCGGGAAGUAAGUUCCAUUCCCUAAUCGUGCGAGGGAAAAAGGAAAAUUUAAAAACAUCUUUGGUAGUUUUGGGGACUCUAUAUUUAUAGCGAUGGCUACCACGAGUUCUGGUCUCAUUAUUUACCAGCAAGUAGUUAUUUGUCUCAACGUCUACAAGAUUCCGAGAGAGUUUGUACAACAAUGUCAAUCUAGCUUUCUUUCUUUUAACUUCUAAACUUUCCCAAUUUAGAUCUUUGAUCAUAUCAGUGACACUUCACAUAGGAUUGUAGUUCUUGAAACAGAAACGCGCUGCUUUUCUCUGCACUCUUUCCAAAGCCACUUUGUCCUUGUUAGUAUAAGGAUCCCAGGCUGUUGAUGCGUAUUCUAGCUUGGGUCGUACAAUGGAUUUGUAUGCUGUUUCUCUCACUUUCUUGGGGCAAUUCCACAGAUUACGUCGCAUGACACCCAGAACGUUUGUUGCUUUACUUGCCACCGAUGAGACAUGGUGAUUCCAUUUUAAUUUACUAGUGAAAGUAAUGCCCAUGUAAGAUAUUUCUUCUACUUGAUCUAGCUCUACUCCACAAAACAAAUACCUCUUUUGGGGAGGAUGCUUUUUAUUGGAAAUGCAUAAGAUUUUGCAUUUUGAGGGGUUGAAUUCCAUCUGCCAUUAAUUUUGCCACUGUUCCAGCUUAUGUAGAUCAUCCUGUAGGCGGUCACAAUCUGAAUCACUCGUAAUGACAUCAUAUAAUAAGGCAUCACCAGCAAAAAGUUUCACAGUUGACUGUAAGUUGUCCGACAAGUCAUUAAUGUACAGUAAAAAUAGGAGCGGGCCAAGCACUGUCCCUUGGGGAACUCCUGACGUCACAAGUAGGGGGCUAGAUGCUUUGUCUUCACAGACAACAGACUGAUAACGUUGUGAAAGAAAAGACUCGAACCAAUCAAGUAGCUCUCCACAAGUUCCAUAAUAAUGCAGUUUCCUCAAAAGACGUUGAUGGGGUACCUUGUCAAAAGCUUUCGAAAAGUCCAAGACUGCAACGUGCGUUGAUUCACCACGUUGAAUUGUAUUCGCCAGAUCAUGUAUGGUUACAAUAAGUUGGGUUUCGGUUGAUCUUUUUGCCCUAAAUCCAUGUUGACAGUCCGUUAGCACGUUGUUUUGUUGCAAAUGUUUCAUAACAUGACUGUGAAUUAUAUGUUCCAAUAUCUUAGAGGCGAUACAAGUCAGUGAAAUAGGUCUAUAAUUAACCGGAUCUGAUUUUUUCCCUUUUUUGAUGAUCCCACAUAUAUUUGCAUUUUUCCACUUAAAAGGCACGAUUCCUGUGUCUAUGGAGCAUUGAUAAAUAUCAGCUAACAUGGGUGAAAUAUCUAGCUUGGGCAUAUUCUUUUAGGAACCAGGAUGGGAUAUUAAAUUCUGCCAUUGUAUGCAAAAAAUUGAUGACGUGCAGCAAAGUCCAAUAUAUUAAUUCAUCCACUAAUUUUUGGUUUAGGAAACUUACAAAGAGACGUUAUCGCUUCCCUGUAUAUAUUAAACCACCAUCGGCAAACUGUUUGUCACUUUGUCAGGUUGAGCUCCGCGGUUUUCUGUGCUAUUGUGUUUGCUAAUCUCGAGCAUGCACAGGCAAACUUUGCUCAUUUACACGAUUUACAUGAUGAAGAGGUUACGUCUGGAGUCCUAAACAUGUCAUUUCUUUCUGCCCAGUGGUGUUUCUUAUAUGUGGUACCCAUAACUUUUUUGUGACGAAAUGUUGGUGCGUGCUCGAUAAGCCUGCGUGUUUCAUUCCCAAUUCCUCAGUUUAAUGUAAAAUCCAGAAAGGGCAAUGUUAUAUUUGUUUCAGUUGGCUAAAAUGCACAUUUUUUUAAAAAAUUGGAACAUUUACGAUUGGGAUCCGUAUUUUUGGACAAUUUUAGAAAACAUUUGUUGACCCAAAACGUCUCAAGUUUAUAGAUAACGUGAUUAGUCAUAAUAAAAUUGUUUUGCACUUUUGGGUUGACAGAAUUAUUUUAAACUCUUUAGACGUUGUCUUCCAUAAGUAAGGCAAUCUUUGUUUUUCAACAAGUACAGGUAAUAACAAUUGUCCAAAAUACGGAUCUAAAUCCAUUAAAAAAAAACUGCAUGUACGACCGAGCCACCUAAAUCCAAUGCUAUACUACAAAUGGAACCCUGGAGUAACCUAUAUGUAUUUUUCGUAGAAAAACUCGAAACAGUUUUCACGCAUGCGAUUGAAAAGAAUUACUGGAGUCAACCUUCGCUCGCUGGGGGAGAAGCAUACACCACUGGUCCCAAAAACUGGGGCUGGAUAGAGCAUCUGCGAAUGCACAAAUGAAGCCAAUGGCGGCCAUAUUGGUGUGACCCACUGAACUAAAUUUAUUUUACUUUACCUGGAAGUUCAGCUGCUACAAUUUCUUCACUGCACGGUCAAUACGUCAAUCUCAGUUUGCAUAUUAAAGUUUGAACUGUUUUCUUUCUCAAAAACAAAUUUAAUUAAAAAACACCACUAAAAAAACUUGCUUUAGUCGACUUAUUUGGUUAUGAAAAUAUCUUUUUACUUUUACUCUUUUUUAGUAAUCUUUCUUACGCAAAAAAGUAGGCAAAAAUGUCAUGCCAAAAACUAUUGUUUUUAAAUUUGUUUUAGAAAAAAACAAUGCAAACUUACGCAAGCGAUAACGGAAACCAAACUGAGAUUGACGUGCUGAUCGCUCAGUGAAAAAAAUUGGCGGGUGGGGGGACUAAGACAAAAUGGAGAUGGCGUGGAGGGCUAACGCCACUCCUGACGCGUUGCUCACACGAGGCUUCACUCUUUUACUGAGUGUUAUCGUUCCAGGUAAAUUAAAAUACAUUGAGUUCACUGGUGUGACAUGCACGAGGUUCUUGGUUGCCUGUAAAUAAACAAUGAGGUCAUAAAAGUAUGGGCGCCUCAAGUGUCAUUAUCUCGUGCUUAAAACGAUCAAAAACGCAUUGGAAGUGGUCUGGGAAGCUAUAUCUUUCAUGUUACGCAGUGGAAGAUAUUUGACAUGAUAAUCUAACUAUUUUAAAUUAAACACGUAUUUGAUUCGUGAAGAAUGUUGUGGAUUUAAAAAUAACUCCUCAUUAUAAAUAUUUUGGCUUCAAAAUUAAUUUCCUGAAUUCAACAGGUUGCUAUAUCCAGAUCAGUCAUACACACUUACCGUUGCGCCACCAUACUUUAUCUCAAUGCAGUUUGUACUACAAAUCUGAUGAAAUCUAACCUACUAUAAAUAUAUUAUUUUAUAUAGACCAGAUGUCUGAGGAUAUAAGUAAUCAACCCAUCCCUCGACUUCGAAGGAGUCGACGUGCUUUGCAAAACCUUAACCACGACGAAGAUUGUUAUGAUGAUUAUCCAAUCAAAGAUGGUCUUCUCUGCUACCCAAGAUGCAAAGCAGGCUACAGUAAUUACGGUCAAGGACCGGUAUGUUGGGCCAAAUGCCCUCCAGCAACUACAAAUAUUGGCAUUUCAUGUCAAAAAGAUACCUAUGGCAGAGGAGUUGGUAAAAUAUUAAGUUCCUGCAAAUCGGAAAUGGAGAAAAAUGGCCUGCUGUGUUAUCCGAAAUGCGAAAAGAGUUACUAUGGUGUUGGUCCCGUUUGUUGGCAAAAAUGCGAAUCUGAAUACACUGAUGAUGGUGCACUCUGUCGGAGACCUUUGGUCGUAUACGGCCGGGACACCUCGUAAGUUGUACAUUUCAAACUUUUCAGAAAUAGAAAACAUUU
Paramuricea clavata is the source of this 20157-nucleotide messenger RNA. The record is from the annotation of a GenBank genome assembly. Lineage: Eukaryota; Metazoa; Cnidaria; Anthozoa; Malacalcyonacea; Plexauridae.